Molecule: messenger RNA, 744 nt
Organism: Pteronotus mesoamericanus
Lineage: Eukaryota; Metazoa; Chordata; Mammalia; Chiroptera; Mormoopidae
Gene: CUNH17orf99
Product: chromosome unknown C17orf99 homolog
Exons: 5
Coding region: 1-744 (247 amino acids)
Source: RefSeq, a predicted model, not a curated record
AUGAGGCCCCUGCUGCUGCUGCUCUGGGUGGCCGCGCUGGCCCCCAGCAGCCUCUUCGGGAAGCAGGAGACAGCAGUCCUCCCCAAGGUCUCCAUUGACUACCGAGUCCUGGAGGUCUUCCCCCGGGGCCGCCGGGUGCAGAUAACCUGCCAUGCGCCCAGGGUGCCCCCGCCCCUCACCUACUCCCUCUGGGGCAGCCAGGACGUCGAAGUGACCAAGAAGGUGGUGAACACCCACGGCCCAGCCUCCUUCGGUGUCAACGUCACGUUCAAGUCCAGGCCAGACCUGCUCACCUAUACCUGCCAGGUGGCCACCCCCUGGGGCAUGCAGGCAGCCAGCACCAAGCUGCAGAUGUACUGGGAGCUGUGGGCCAAGCCCGUGUCCCAGGUGCGAGCUGACUUCACCCUGCUGGACGGAGGGUCAGGCCCGAGGGUGGAGGUGUCCUGCCAGGUGUCCUCGGGCAGCCCGCCCAUCACCUACAGCCUGGUCAGCAAGGACGGGCGCGUCCACAUGCAGCAGAGGCCGCCCCAUGGGCAGCCGGCCAACUUCUCCUUCCCGCUGACCCAGGCGUCCGACUGGCUCCAGUGCCAGGCCUCCAAUAACGUCAGUGCCCAGAGCAGCCCCCUCACCCUGGUGCCCCCAGGACAGCUGCCCAAGGGACCCACCUUCGUGCUGGCUGCCAGCCUCAGCUCCAUCACAGCUAUCACCUCCGGGAUGCUGGGCUGGACCGCAUGGACCAGGUAG